Arachis ipaensis is the source of this 732-nucleotide messenger RNA. The record is from RefSeq and is a predicted model, not a curated record. Lineage: Eukaryota; Viridiplantae; Streptophyta; Magnoliopsida; Fabales; Fabaceae.
AUGGAUUCCACCCCUCCGUUUAGUUGUGGUGACGAUGACACAGAUUGGCUAAGUGAAGAAGAUUUUUCUGGUGUGGCUAGCUUUAGUGGGAAGGACGAGGAACCCUCGUUUGAGACUGACUCUGAGGGAGGCGACACGACUGAAGAGGUCCACGGGAACGGAUUUGGCGUAGACCCGGUGCCAAGUGACGGGGAUGCUCCCGGCUUCAGGUCCACGGAGGAUUUUGUGGACCAGGUGUUUAAGACCGAGGAAGAGGCAUAUGCGGCGUACAAACAAUUUGCCCGCUUAAGGGGGUUUGGGGUAAGGAAGGGUGACGUGGCUCGAGUAGACGGUGUUUUGGUGCAGCGAGAAUUUUUUUGCCACCGGGAGGGUACAAGGCAUGCAAAACACUACGAUCGUCCAGACAGAGUCCGAGAGGAGAAGUUGGAGAGUCGCACGGGUUGUACGGCAAAGUUGAAAAUUUACUUAGAUGCACAAGAUCAGGUUUGGAAGGUCAGGAGGAUCGACGACAGCCACAACCACCUUCUUGCUGCAUCUAUGUUUAAUCAUCUUCUUCCUAGUCAUCGGAGUUUGAGCAAGAGCGAUAAGGCGCAGGUUGAUAGUUUGAAGAAGUUCGGUAUAGCCACAUCGAAGAUUAUGGCUUACAUGGCCGGGCAGUUAGGGGGGUACGGGAUGCUUCGGUUUACCAAAAGAGAUCUGUAUAACUAUGUUCACGGCCAGAGACUGUCUUAA